AUGACGAAUCCUGAACAGCUUGAUGAUGCAGCCGAUCUCACCGGGAAAUCGAGAACUUUAGAGCUAGAUUCUUUGCCAUAUCUUAGAACCGUCAUCGACGAGUCCUUGCGUAUGUGGCGUCCAACUAGCACACCUUUACCACGUAUCACACCGUCAGACAGAACUGUAUCUGUGGCAGGUACUGACAACCCACCGGCAACGCGCAUCAAUGCUUUUCAGUGGUUUGUACAUCGAGAUAUGACUAAAUGGGAUCGGGCUCAUGAGUGGUGUCUGGAACGUUGGCUAGGACGCCGAGAAACCGACAAGAAAACCGUCCGAGAGGAUGUGCUAUGGGCCUUUGGAAGUGGUCCCAGGAUGUGUCUGGGUAGUAAUUGGACUUAG
Venustampulla echinocandica is the source of this 381-nucleotide messenger RNA. RefSeq lists its product as uncharacterized. The coding region runs from base 1 to 381 and encodes 126 amino acids. NCBI's taxonomy places the organism in Eukaryota, Fungi, Ascomycota, Leotiomycetes, Helotiales, Pleuroascaceae. The transcript has a single exon. The record is from RefSeq and is a predicted model, not a curated record. Gene Ontology annotation, molecular function: iron ion binding; monooxygenase activity; heme binding.